This is a messenger RNA of Periophthalmus magnuspinnatus, 5020 nucleotides long. It is a transcript of the gene myom1b, whose product is annotated as myomesin 1b. Lineage: Eukaryota; Metazoa; Chordata; Actinopteri; Gobiiformes; Gobiidae. Gene Ontology annotation, molecular function: protein binding. The transcript is spliced from 38 exons. Bases 124 to 4521 code for a protein of 1465 amino acids. The record is from RefSeq and is a predicted model, not a curated record.
ACCACUGCCCGUUACCUGUGGCUUUGCUGGGAUAUCAAGUGUGGUGUCUUUUUCAUUAACCUUUGGAGUGAAUCGCCCAGAAUAAUACACAGACAAUAGGCUGGCACAGAAGUCGCCUGCACCAUGUCUGGAUCCAUACCGUUCUACCAGAAGCGCCAUCACCACUAUGACCGCGGCUACCGCAGCUCGGAGUUGGAGUCCACCAUGAGCCGCUACCAGUCCAGCAGCAGGUUCACUGCUGGCAGCAGCAGAUCUGCUCUGAGCAGCAGCAGGGGGCUGUCUGUGUCUUCCCUCUCUGGGCUGGAGGAGAGCAGACUGAGCCCUUUGCCCAAGAGACCUAAGUCGACUUACUUAGCAGUGGACAGAGACAACCACGUCAUUGGAUAUGUAGUGCCUAUCUUCAGGGGCAGGGGAGAAUUUGCCUCAGGAUUUUCUGAUACAGAGGAGGCCAGGGAGAGAGACACUGCUCAGAUGAGCCGCAGGGAAUUGUUUUCCACGAGCCUGGAGACGGAGCAAAUCUCCAGGAAGGAGGCCAUGCGUGAGACGGCCAAUCGCAUCUCUCUCAACAAAAGGAUCCAUGAGCAAGGAGAGCACUUUAAGCGUAUGAACGAAGACAGCCUGAUGCACUCUCCAGAGUUUGUGAUUAAGCCUCGCUCCCACACAGUGUGGGAGAAGCAGUGUGUGCGCCUGCACUGCACUGUCAGCGGCUGGCCUGACCCCAGGGUCGUAUGGUACAAAAACAAUGUGGCUAUUGACCCCCUUGGCAACCCAGGAAAAUAUAAACUUGAAAGCAAAUACAAUGUCCACUCACUGGAAAUCAACAGGUGUGAUUUUGAUGAUACUGCACAGUAUCGUGUUUCUGCCAUGAACUCCAAGGGGGAGCUGUCUGCCUUUGCCUCUGUCGUUGUAAAGAGGUUUAAAGGUGAAGUUGAUGAGUUUCUGCCUGCCCCCAGGCGGGCCAUUACUCGAGAGGGCCCUGUGUCUGAGUAUGGCAUUAACUUCCAGAUACACAUCGUUGAUAAGUUUGUAGUUUCAUUUGGAAGAGAGGGCGAAACUAUGAGCCUGGGAUGCACCGCCGUCAUUUAUCCAACUUUAAACAGAUACCAGCCUGAGAUCCAGUGGUACAGAGAUGAUGUUUUGCUGUCUCCUUCUAAAUGGCACCAGAUGCAAUGGAGUGGAGACAGAGCCACGCUGACGCUCGCACACCUGAACAAAGAGGACGAGGGACUCUAUACUUUACGUGUCACCACUAAGUCUGGAUAUGAGACACACUCAGCCUACGUAUUUGUGAGAGAUGCUGAGGCUGAGGUGGAAGGAGCCCCAGCUGCACCUCUGGAUGUUCGUUGUCUUGAUGCCAAUAAGGACUACAUCAUUGUCACCUGGAAGCAGCCAGCAGUCGAUGGUGGCAACUCUAUUCUUGGCUACUUUGUGGACAGAUGUGAGGUUGGAACAAACCACUGGGUCCAAUGCAAUGAUACUCCUGUGAAGUUUGCCCGUUUCCCCGUCACUGGUCUGGUUGAAGGCCGCUCCUAUGUGUUCCGCGUCCGCGCUGUGAACAGCUGUGGUAUGAGCUACCCAUCCCGAGUGUCUGAGCCUGUCGCUGCUAUGGACCCGGCAGACCGCGCACGUAUGCGAGGCACUUCUGCUCCCUGGACCGGGCAAAUCAUUGUGACAGAGGAGGAACCUGCAGAAAGUGUUGUUCCUGGAAGGCCUCGUGAACUGCAAGUGACAGAGGCCACCAAAAACUAUGUUGUGCUGAGCUGGAAGCCCCCCGGGGAGAAGAGCCUUGAAGGUCUCAUGUAUUAUGUAGAAAAGUGUGUCUCUGGCACAGACAAUUGGCAGAGAGUGAACACAGAUAUCCCAGUCAAAUCUCCACGCUUUGCACUGUUCGAUCUGGCUGAAGGGAAAUCCUACAGUUUUCGUGUUCGCUGCUGCAACUCUGCUGGAGUGGGUGAACCAUCUGAUCCAACUGAGGCCACUACAGUCGGAGACAAACUUGAUAUCCCAGCGGCUCCAGGGAAAGUGGUCCCCACUAGAAAUACAGACACCUCAGUGGUAGUGUCCUGGGAAGCCUCCCAGAAUGCAAAGGAAUUAGUGGGAUACUACAUAGAAUGUAGCAUUGAGGGCAGCAAUGUGUGGGAACCUUGCAACAACAAGCCUGUGAAUGUCACCAGGUUCAUUUGCCAUGGCCUGAUGACAGGGGAAAGGUACAUCUUUAGAGUGAGGGCUGUCAAUGCAGCAGGACUCAGCAGCUUCUCUCCAGAAUCUGAGGCUGUUGAAGUGAAGGCUGCUAUUGCAUCCCCCACUCCACCCUAUGGGAUCACUGUUUUAGAGUGUGUGCGUGACUCCAUGGUGCUUGCAUGGAAACAGCCCAAAUCUAUUGGUGGCGCUGAUAUCACAGGCUACUUUGUGGAUUACCGGGAGGUCAUUGAUGGAGUGCCAGGACAGUGGCAUGAAGCCAACAUUAAGGCAGUCAGUGAGAGAGCAUACAGAGUGUCUGACCUGCUGGAGAAUAGAAAGUAUCAGUUCCAGGUGAGGGCCGCAAACAUGGCGGGUGUGGGGAUCCCAUCUCUGCCUAGUGACACUUUUCUGUGUGAGGAGUGGACCAUUGCAGUCCCAGGUCCACCUCAUGACCUGGAGAUCAGAGAGGUGCGUAGUGACUCCAUGGUGCUGCUAUGGAAACCACCUGUAUAUCAGGGUCGUGACCCCAUCAAUGGAUUUUACAUUGAUGUCAAGGAAGCAGAGGCUUCGGAUGAGGCAUGGAGAGGUGUGAACACUAAGGCCACCGACAAGACAUUUUAUAAGGUCAAAAACUUAAGUGAAGGACAGACUUAUGUGUUCCGUGUCCGCGCUCAAAACCAGGCGGGUGUGGGAAAAUCCUCUGAAGUCACAGAGGCCGUUGAAGCUGUCACCAAACCAGGCACCAAGGAGAUUGUUGUGGAUGUUGAUGACGAUGGUAUCAUCUCCCUAAACUUUGAAUGUGGCGAAAUUACACAGGACUCCAAGUUUGUGUGGUCCAAAAACUAUGAAGAAAUCUCUGACUCAACUCGGGUAGCUGUAGAGACCAAGGGAAACAAGUCCAAGGCUGUGUUCAGCAGUCCUGCAGAGGAAGACAUUGGGAUUUACUCAUGUCAUGUCACUCACACGGACGGUGCUUCCUCCAGCUACACUUUGUCUGCUGAAGAGCUGAAAAGACUGCUGCAGAUUAGCCACGACCAUAAGUUCCCCAUUAUUCCACUGAAGUCAGAGUUGGCAGUAGAGAUGUUGGAGAAGGGCAGAGUCCGCUUUUGGCUGCAGGCAGAGAUGUCGGGAAAUGGCAAAAUUGAUUACGUGUUCAAUGAUAAUGGCAUAUCUCAGGGGGAGAAAUACAAGAUGAAUUUUGACAAAAACACAGGAGUUAUUGAGAUGACCAUGGAGUCUUUAACUCCUGCUGACGAGGGGACCUACACCUUCCAGCUUCAGGAUGGAAAAGCUAAAAACCAGUCUAGUUUGGUGCUGAUUGGGGAUGUAUUUAAAGAGCUGCAAAAGGAGUCUGAGUUCCAAAGAAAAGAAUGGUUCCGAAAACAAGGUCCUCACUUUAUUGAGUACUUGGGCUAUGAGGUGACACCAGAAUGCUGUGUGAUACUCAAGUGCAAGGUUGGAAACAUGAAGAAAGAAACCACUGCUAUUUGGUACAAAGACGGUAAAGAGAUCAAAUCAGAUAACAACCUGGGCUUCACAGAGGGAGUGCUAAAGCUAGAAAUUGCACAGAUUUCCAAGAAAGAUUCCGGUGUGUAUGAAGUUGUUCUGAAGGAUGACAGAGGAAAGGACACUUCUAAAUUGAAUUUGACAGAACAAGGUUUUAAAGACUUGAUGAACGAGGUUUUCAGCUUUAUUGCCAAUUCCUCCACUCCACUGAAGAUCACAAGUACAGAAAAUGGCAUCCGUCUCUACACAUUUGUCAGCUACUACAACGACUUACUCCAAGUGACAUGGCAUUACAAGGAUUCGGCCAUAGCCUUCUCUGACCGUAUAAAGAGUGGAGUUGUGGGUGAGCAACUCUGGCUGCAGAUCACAGAGCCCACAGAAAAAGACAUGGGCACAUAUGCCAUUGAGUUUAAUGAUGGAAAAGGCGGCUUGAGGAGAACCGUGGAGCUGAGCGGACAAGCGUAUGAUGAUGCUUAUGCAGAAUUCCAGAGACUCAAAGCUGCUGCUAUUGCAGAGAGAAGUCGUGCUCGAGUAGCAGGAGGUCUGCCUGAUGUGGUCACUAUCCAGGAGGGCAAGGCCCUGAAUUUGACCUGUAAUAUUUCUGGUGACCCCGUGCCCGUGGUUACCUGGCUAAAGAACGACAAAGAGAUCACGUCAGAUGAGCACUGCAUCCUUAAAUUUGCGUCGGGCAAGUUUGCCAGCUUCACGAUCACGGGUGUGAAUAUUUCAGACUCUGGCAAGUACAGCAUCCUGGUGAAGAACAAGUACGGCACCGAGAGCGGAGACUUCACUGUAAGUGUGUUCAUCCCAGACCAGGCCAGUAAGAGCAAGUAACAUGCUCACUGCAAACAUGUACAAAUGAAUGUACUGCAAGAGGCUAAACAGCGAAUAAAUGUUGAAGUUGUUUGUGUAGAGAGUAAGCAAGUGAUUCAUUUAUGUGAAACCACAGUAAAAUUCAGAUAACAAAGAAGAUAAUGUAAAAGAAUCUAUCAAACACACAUUACAUGUACCCGUAACCAGUUAGCCUUCUGUUAUAAGACAUAUCAGUUGCUCUAAGUAAAUAAUCAAGUUACUGUAUGUAUUAUAAUUCGAUAAUUGUUCUAAAGCUUAAUCAUGUGAUUUUAUGUUUCCUGUUUUCACUGUGAAUGUUGUCACCACACGUUGUUUCCCACCCAUCACUUUAUGGUCUUUCACUACGAUCAUGACACUCCCUCAUCAUUAGAUCAUUUAUUUGUAAUGACACUGUUUCAAAGGCCCUGUAUUACUGUUCAUGCAAGUGUAUCACUGUAUCCUUGUUGGUGAAACUAAUAAAUAAGCAUGUGCCUUCCUGACA